Messenger RNA from Plasmopara halstedii, 177 nucleotides. RefSeq lists its product as uncharacterized. The coding region runs from base 1 to 177 and encodes 58 amino acids. NCBI's taxonomy places the organism in Eukaryota, Oomycota, Peronosporomycetes, Peronosporales, Peronosporaceae. The transcript is spliced from 2 exons. The record is from RefSeq and is a predicted model, not a curated record.
AUGCAUCCAUUUCAUCGUCAUGAGAAGGCAUCAUACGCUCAGCCGCUUGUUUUUGACGACGGCAAAACAGACAGUGAGGCUAUCACGGCGGCUAUAAGACUGGUUAAGAGCAACACUGACUCGCUUAACUCUCAUGCUACUGGAUCGCAUUAUACACAAGACGGAUUGCCUCCGUGA